Dromiciops gliroides (monito del monte) is the source of this 2073-nucleotide messenger RNA. RefSeq names its product calpain 9 (gene CAPN9). The record is from RefSeq and is a predicted model, not a curated record. Lineage: Eukaryota; Metazoa; Chordata; Mammalia; Microbiotheria; Microbiotheriidae. The transcript is spliced from 20 exons. Gene Ontology annotation, molecular function: calcium ion binding; calcium-dependent cysteine-type endopeptidase activity. Gene Ontology annotation, cellular component: cytoplasm. The coding region runs from base 1 to 2073 and encodes 690 amino acids. Gene Ontology annotation, biological process: proteolysis.
AUGCCUCACCUCUACCAGGCCCCAGGACCCCAGGAACAUCCAGUCCCCAAGGAUUCCCGUGCCAUUCACUCCUCAGGCCAGACCUAUGAACAGCUGAGGCAGGAGUGCCUACAGAGGGGCAUCCUGUUUGAAGACAAGGACUUUCCAGCCAACAACUCAUCCCUCUUCUUCAGUGAGAGGCCCCCCAUACCUUUUGUAUGGAAACGUCCUGGGGAAAUAGUUAAAAACCCAGAAUUCAUUCUUGGAGGAGCUACAAGAACUGAUAUUUGUCAAGGGGAACUUGGAGACUGUUGGCUCUUAGCAGCCAUUGCCUCUCUUACGCUUAAUGAAAAGACCUUGGCUAGAGUUGUUCCCCAAGACCAAAAUUUUGGCCCUGGUUAUGCUGGGAUAUUUCACUUUCAGAUCUGGCAGCACAGUGAGUGGGUGGAUGUGGUCAUUGAUGACCGUCUCCCGACCUUCAGAGAUCGUUUGGUUUUCCUGCACUCUGCUGAUCACAAUGAAUUCUGGAGUGCCUUGUUGGAAAAGGCAUAUGCCAAACUGAAUGGAAGCUAUGAAGCUCUGAAAGGCGGAAGCACAAUUGAAGCUAUGGAAGACUUCACUGGAGGGGUAGCAGAGACUUUUGAAGUUAAAAAGGCCCCAGAAAACUUCUAUGAGAUCCUUGAAAAGGCCUUGAAGAGAGGCUCCAUGGUGGGCUGCUCCAUAGAUAUCAGCAACUCUUCAGAGUCAGAAUCACGAACACCUUUUGGCCUCAUUAAGGGUCAUGCAUACACUUUGACUGGAAUCGACCAGGUUAAUUACCGAAGCCAAAAGAUUGAACUCAUCAGAGUCCGGAAUCCUUGGGGUCAGGUAGAAUGGAACGGUCCCUGGAGUGACAAUUCUCGCGAGUGGAGUUCUGUGGACUCAUCUGAGCAAAAACGCCUGUGCCAUUCUGCUCUUGAUGAUGGAGAAUUCUGGAUGACUUUUAAGGAUUUCAAAAUCCACUUUGACAAAGUAGAGAUCUGCAACCUCACACCAGAUGCCCUGGAGGAAGAUGCCCUUCACAAAUGGGAAGUGACAGUCCAUCAAGGGAGCUGGGUCCGGGGGUCCACUGCUGGAGGAUGCCGUAAUUUUCUGGACACCUUCUGGACCAACCCCCAGAUCAAAUUGUCUCUGACUGAGAAAGACGAUGGGCAAGAGGAAUGUACUUUUAUUGUAGCCCUUAUGCAAAAGGACAGAAGGAAACUCAAGAAAUUUGGAGCCAAUUUGCUAACUAUUGGAUAUGCUAUUUACCAGAGCCCUUCCAAAGAGGAACACCUCAGCAAAGAUUUUUUCAGAUAUCAUGCUUCUCAGGCCAGAAGCAAAACAUACAUCAACCUAAGAGAAGUCUCUGAGAGAUUCAAGCUGCCCCCUGGGGAAUAUAUCCUGCUUCCUACGACUUUCGAGCCACACCAGGAAGCCAAUUUCUGUCUUCGGAUCUUUUCAGAGAAGAAGGCCAUUACCCAGGAGAUGGAUGGAAGUGUGGAUAUUGACCUACCAGAGCCAUCUAAACCAACUUCACCUAACCAAGAAACCAAGGAAGAAAAACAAUUCCGGGCACUGUUUGAACAGAUUGCAGGAGAGGACAUGGAGGUAACAGCAGAAGAACUGGAAUAUGUUUUGAAUGCUGUGCUUCAAAAAAAAAAGAAUAUUAAAUUCAAGAAGCUAAGCCUCAUUUCUUGCAAAAACAUCAUUUCUCUAAUGGAUACCAAUGGCAAUGGAAAACUGGAGUUCAAUGAAUUCAAAGUGUUCUGGGACAAGCUGAAGACAUGGAUAAAUAUCUUCCUUCAAUUCGAUGCUGACCAAUCUGGCACCAUGUCCUCCUAUGAGCUGCGACUAGCCUUGAAAGCUGCAGGCUUCCAGCUGAACAAUUACCUCUUGCAGCUAAUUGUCCUAAGGUAUGCUGACGAGCAGUACCAACUUGACUUUGAUGAUUUCCUCAACUGUAUGAUCCGGUUAGAAAAUUCAAGCCGGGUGUUCCAGGUUCUAAGCGCAAAGGACAAAGAAUGUAUUCAGCUCAAUAUAAAUGAGUUCAUCAGCUUGGCAAUGAAUAUUUGA